Molecule: messenger RNA, 1873 nt
Organism: Pipistrellus kuhlii (Kuhl's pipistrelle)
Lineage: Eukaryota; Metazoa; Chordata; Mammalia; Chiroptera; Vespertilionidae
Exons: 5
Coding region: 896-1738 (280 amino acids)
Source: RefSeq, a predicted model, not a curated record
GUUUUCUCUGUCCUCUGGGCUGAGCUCUGUGCUCUGUGCUCCCGUGUCAUCACAUUGAAUUCUCGAGAUGCCUUUGUGACCUGGGGGGCCCGUCCUCAGACCUCGGAGGCAGUGGGUCUGGACUCCAUUUGAUUGAAGCCAAAGCUUGGGCUUUCCUGCCCCUCCCACUGGGUGUUAUUCGGGAUCAGGAGUUGAACCACCUCAGCCUGAAAUUCCUAUCCAGCCCGUCAUUUGUUUUAUUGAUGUCAGAGAGAGGAAGGGAGAGGGCGAGAGGGAUGGAAACAUCAGGGAUGAGAGAGAAUCUGUGAUGGCUUCCUCCUGCACGCCCCCUCCUGGGGAUCGACCGCUCCUCCUGGGCGUGUUGCUUGAAUAGGCAUCUCACCAGUGAACUGCUGCUGCCUGGGAGGCCGCUCCACCCACUGACCCACACCUGCCGGGCAGCUUAUUAAUGAGAUCGUUUACAUUUCUUUUGAAAUUGGCUGUGAAGUCCCCAGAACGUGCUGUACAUUUUGCACUUAGGCGCCUCUCACCUCAGACUGGCUGCGUUUCAGUGCUGAGCGGCCACACGUGGGCAGUGGCCGCCCGAUGGGCCAGUGCACUUGUCCUCCCCAUGUCACUGGCUGUGUUGGUCCUGAGGACAGGUGUGGCUCCUACCGAAAAGGCCCUCUUGUGCACGUGGCCUUUCUUCUCUGGGAGCAGUUUCCCAGCAGUGGAGCCACAGGGGCCUUGGUGGAGGACACAUUGUUGAUCUCUGUUUCAGUCGCUCACCCUCUUGACUAAGGAGUUGGAGGAGGAAAGAAGUCAAGCCCAGAGUCAAACUAACACACUGAAACAGCUGAACAAGACUCUCCUGGAAGAGCAUGCUGGCACCUGGCCUCAGAAUAAAGGCUCAUUGAUGACAGAACCUACAGGAAAUGCGGAGGAGGAGGAGGAUGACCACCUAAUGACACAAACAAAAGAGGCCCAGAGUCCUGCUGCCGGGAUAGGCUCAUUGAUGACUGAGCCUACAGGAAAUGCGGAGGAGGAGGAGGAUGACCACCUAAUGACACAAACAAAAGAGGCCCAGAGUCCUGCUGCCGGGAUAGGCUCAUUGAUGACUGAGCCUACAGGAAAUGCGGAGGAGGAGGAGGAUGACCACCUAAUGACACAAACAAAAGAGGCUCAGAGUCCUGCUGCCGGGAUGAGAAAGCACAGAAGUCGAUUAAGAACCAUGCUCAGAUUCUUCCAACGCCAGAGACACGGCUCAAGAGGACAAGCCACGUCACCCGCAGAGAGCGCUCCCGGGUCCCCGGAGGCCACCCCAGCCGGCUCGGGCCGGCUGGAAGACAGAGACACCGGCAGUGAGCCCCUGCCAAAAGGUAGGAGGCGCUGGCCUGGCUGCAGGAGGGCAGUGAAGGGGAGGAUGGCAGGCCUCCCUCGUGGGCAGGGCAGAAGCAUCGAGAAGCCAGCUGGGUGUGCACACGUGUGCUUGGAGGCUGAAAGAGGUGCUCCGCACACACCCACCCACGCCAGGCCCCUUACGUGUGUGGACACCCAGGUAGAGAAUGUGAACCCCCGUCUCUGUUGUGGUGGUUUCGUCCCAGAGCCAUUUAGUACCUUCAGCAUAAGAAGCCUCCCCAUCACGGACACUGUGGUGGGUCCUCGAGUAUCCAGAGCGGAUUUCCCGACAGUUACCGCAGAGACAAGCUCAGGAGAGUAUGUUUGUGGGGUUCCUGGUCUCUGCCAGGCCUUGGACUAGCCAUUUCUGCAGGGAGAUCCCACGCAUGUAACACGUCAUGGACAUCUGCCUGGUCUUUGGCAAGGCUCGGGCUCUGCUCUUCCCGGGCCUCUAAAAGCAGGUGUGGUUCUCCUCUCCCCCCGACCCAGCCCUGAG